AUGGUGACGGCGCUCGCACUCCUGCGGACAGCUACGAAGCGAGCGACUGGACGCGUUCCAGCGCUCCAAAGCCUCCCGACUGCGCGCGGCUUUGCCUUUCGUCCGCGUCGCAACGGCAACGACGACAACGACAACGCGACGUAUGGCUCUCGACGCCGCCAUGCGAAGGACGCUGAGCCUGAAGAGGAGACCGGUGACCUGUACGACCCGUAUCGAGAGUACAUGGAGACUACAGGCGAGCGCGGGUACCGGGAGUUCAACCCGGACAAUGUGGACACGGAGGACUUCCAUCGCGAGUGGGAGGAGCCUGCGGCCAUGAUGGACGACAAGUCGUGGCCCGCAACGACGACCUCGUCGGACCUGUUCUUGGACCUGCUGAAUAUCCCGAGCGAGCCGCCGAGUGGCGAGAAGCUCGAGGCGAUCUUGACGGAAGCGUUUGCCCGCAUGGGCCACACGGGCCACAUUGACGACAUUCAGCUGCCGGAGAUGGACGUCGAGGUUCCAGCAGACCAUCCGGACAAGGAGGCGCUCGAGAUCAUGAAGCUGUCCAUGAUGAACAAUGGACGACUGAAGAUGGACGACAAGAACGAACUGCUUGCGUCGAUUAUUGACGAGCUCAAUUACUUGCACAAUGACAAGACGACGCUGUUCAAGGGACUCGAGGGCAUGGACGAGGACGCGGAGUAG
This is a messenger RNA of Hyaloperonospora brassicae, 687 nucleotides long. Lineage: Eukaryota; Oomycota; Peronosporomycetes; Peronosporales; Peronosporaceae. The record is from the annotation of a GenBank genome assembly.